GCUAUGCACUAUGGUGAUCAGUGCUCACCCUCUUUCUUUCUAAUCAAUUCCUCAAACUCAGUGGUUUUGUUGAGUUUUUCGUCCUCCCGCAAAUGGAAAUGUACACAAGGCAGUGGAAGACGUUAUUACCCCUACUGUUUCUCUCUGCGUUCUCCACCGUCGGAUCAUCGUCCCAUCUUGGACGAUCUGCCAUACGAUUCAGAUUGGCGCGAGAUGCGGCGGAGAGGCAGAUUCCGACGCGGGCAGGUGCACCGUUCAAGAUUGCGCUGUUGGCGGACCUGCAUUUUGGAGAGAACGCGUGGUCGGAUUGGGGCCCCCUACAAGAUGUAAACUCUGUUAAGGUGAUGAAUACGGUGCUCCACCAUGAAAACCCAGAUUUUGUAAUAUAUCUUGGUGAUGUCAUUACGGCUAACAAUAUAAUGAUUGCAAAUGCAAGCUUGUAUUGGGAUCUGGCAACCUCUCCAGCAAGAAAUAGGGGCAUACCUUGGACUAGUGUAUUUGGAAACCAUGAUGAUGCUGCAUUCGAGUGGCCACUGCAGUGGUUCUCUUCACCUGGAAUUCCUCAAAUUCACUGCCCUCAAACCGGAAGUUCAUAUUCAGUAGAAGAAGAAUGUAGCUUCAAAGGAACAGGACGAUUGGGUUUGAUGGAAAACGAGAUCAAGCACAAUUUGUCAUUUUCCAGUUAUGGUCCUAGAAAUCUUUGGCCAAGUGUAUCAAAUUAUGUCCUUGAGGUUUCAUCGCCGGAUGAACCACAAUCACCAGUUGCUUUCCUUUACUUCCUUGAUUCUGGCGGUGGUUCCUAUCCAGAAGUCAUAUCUAGUGGCCAGGCGGAAUGGUUUCUGCAGAAAGCUCAAGAAAUUAACACUGACUCAAGGGUUCCGGAGAUUAUUUUCUGGCAUAUUCCAAGUACGGCCUAUAAGGUGGUGGCUCCCAAACCGAAGUCUGGCAUACAAAUGCCUUGCGUAGGUUCAAUCAACAAGGAAAGUGUAGCUGCUCAAGAAGCUGAAACGGGUAUUAUGGAUCUUCUUGUCAACAGAACUUCUGUUAAGGCAAUAUUUGUUGGACACAAUCAUGGAUUGGAUUGGUGCUGCCCAUACAAGAAACUAUGGUUAUGCUAUGCUAGACACACUGGCUAUGGUGGCUAUGGAGAUUGGCCUAGAGGAGCACGGAUUUUAGAGAUCACUCAGAAACCCUUUUCUCUUCGAUCUUGGAUAAGGAUGGAGGAUGGCCAAGUGCACAGUGAUGUUGUCUUGAGUUGAAAAUAAUUUCCUCUAAAGCCUAAACAAGAGAAAAUACAUACGGAAAGUAUAGUUGUUACAUGAUUGUUUAGUUUCAGAAAAAAAAAUUUAAUUAUGA
Messenger RNA from Abrus precatorius (Indian licorice), 1356 nucleotides. RefSeq names its product probable inactive purple acid phosphatase 16. The record is from RefSeq and is a predicted model, not a curated record. Gene Ontology annotation, cellular component: cytoplasm. The transcript has 5 exons. Bases 93 to 1259 code for a protein of 388 amino acids. NCBI's taxonomy places the organism in Eukaryota, Viridiplantae, Streptophyta, Magnoliopsida, Fabales, Fabaceae. Gene Ontology annotation, molecular function: hydrolase activity, acting on ester bonds.